Molecule: messenger RNA, 1308 nt
Organism: Scophthalmus maximus (turbot)
Lineage: Eukaryota; Metazoa; Chordata; Actinopteri; Pleuronectiformes; Scophthalmidae
Gene: eif1axb
Product: eukaryotic translation initiation factor 1A X-linked b
Exons: 7
Coding region: 154-588 (144 amino acids)
Biological process (GO): translational initiation
Cellular component (GO): cytoplasm
Molecular function (GO): translation initiation factor activity; RNA binding
Source: RefSeq, a predicted model, not a curated record
UGCGCAGACCGGUCCGGGUGAAUUAGCGUCGGGCUAGCUCGAGCACAGGAUCCUUCUCAGUUCUGCCUCGUUUCAGUUUUCUUCGUUAUCGUUUAAACACUGUGUCGUUUCCUGCCGAGCGGGAUUUAACGUGAAGCCGAGCGUGAAGAGAAUAUGCCCAAAAAUAAAGGUAAGGGAGGAAAGAAUCGGCGACGUGGAAAGAACGAGAAUGAGUCGGAGAAGAGGGAGCUGGUGUUCAAAGAGGACGGACAGGAAUAUGCUCAGGUGAUUAAGAUGUUGGGGAACGGGCGUCUGGAGGCCAUGUGCUUCGACGGCACCAAGCGGCUUUGCCACAUCAGAGGAAAACUCCGGAAAAAGGUUUGGAUUAACACGUCGGACAUCAUCCUGGUCGGACUGAGAGAUUACCAGGACAACAAAGCAGACGUCAUCCUCAAGUACAAUGCAGAAGAGGCUCGCAGUUUGAAAGCCUACGGGGAGCUGCCGGAGCACGCUAAAAUCAACGACACAGACACGUUCGGGCCCGGAGACGACGACGAGAUCCAGUUUGAUGACAUUGGCGACGAUGAUGAGGACAUUGACGAUCUCUAGAGACCUGCUGCUGGAAGGAGGAGGUGGGAUUUUACUAGAGAUGCUCCACUUGGGAUAUUUUCAGCCGAAACAACACCGCACGAAUAUGAAUAACAAUAAUAAUACUUUCUAUUAAGAUCAGCCUCUAUACGCCAAUCCAAUAAUGUUUAUAAAUAUACACAUACAGUAUGUUUCAGUUUACUCCAGGUCGUUUACCAUCGGCAGACCGAAACUUUGGUGUUUAAAAGAACCUUUUCACACAAGAAGAAGAACACGACGACGACAUCUUUACUUUUCAGUUUAUCGUUAACAUGAAUGAAAAUGAGACGCUGCUUCUUUGUAAGACUGUCUCACUCAUCACCCGUGGCAACCAGAGGGUGGUGGCCUGGUGACCGACGGUGACGCAGACAGACUCCGAGUGUACAGGCUGAUCACCAGCAUCACAUUUAUGGUGAAUAUCUGGAGCAUUACUAGAUUUUUUUAUUUUAUUUUUUGCCUUCUGCCUCGAACGUCAACAAAAACGGCAAGUUCGCCGUCUCAUUCACGUAGAAGUAGUAGUUCUUUUUUUUUUCCUCCCAUGUAGUCCAAACACUCGCCUCCACCUGCCAAUACUAUGACUGCAAAAAAAAUAUCUCGCACCAUCUUUUUAACAAAAAAAAUGUAUUUAUAUUGAUUUCACGCCAUGUGGAAUUUAGCAAGUACAGAAUCUCUGGAUUCGCCAAAUAAAAAAAGAUAGAAGUA